This is a messenger RNA of Pteronotus mesoamericanus, 2360 nucleotides long. It is a transcript of the gene HRC, whose product is annotated as histidine rich calcium binding protein. Gene Ontology annotation, molecular function: calcium ion binding. Bases 224 to 2263 code for a protein of 679 amino acids. Lineage: Eukaryota; Metazoa; Chordata; Mammalia; Chiroptera; Mormoopidae. The transcript is spliced from 6 exons. The record is from RefSeq and is a predicted model, not a curated record.
GGGGUCAGGGGGCUCCUGAGACUGCCUCACAGGGGUGUCCAGAGCCAGUGGCAAGGGCCAGAGGGAGGCACACAGGCAAACACAGAGAGAGACCCAGCAAAGCGAAGACACAGAGAGAAAGAGAAAAGCCCAAAACGGGACAAGGACCCCCGUCAUUCAUCCACAGAGCCACAAGCGGAGGCCAGAGCCAGCCCGGGAGAAGCUCUGCUGCCUGUCCGUCCCCAUGGGCCACUGGGGGCCAUGGCUGCACACUUCUCUCCUCUGGGCUGCUGCGGCCAGCCUGCUCCUCCCCCCGGCCGUGACCCAGCAGCUGAGAGGGGCUGGGCCGGGCCCCAGCAACUGGCACAACAAUGCAGGAGUCUCGGGGCCCUCGGAGGACGGGUCAGGUGGGUUUGGCCACCCUGCGCACAGCCCUAGAGGCUACGGAGAUGAGAACGAGGCUGUUUUCACAGAGAGCGGACAUCGAUUCUGGAGUCACGGAGACCGCGGAGAAGAGGACGAAGAUCUCUCCAGGGAAUACAGUCACCAACUCCAAGGCCACAAGCACCAGAGCCAUGAGGCUGGAGACGAGAACCUCUCCGAGGAGGAGGUCUUCCCAGGGCAUGCUCAGCAGGCUCACGUGCACCGAGACCGUGGCAAUGAAGAUGGAGAUGAUUCAGCAGAGGGUGGGCACGGCUUCCCCAGCCUCGGGAGCCACCGCCACCGCCAAGACGAGGAUGAGGACGAGGUUGUGUCCAGUGAGUAUCCACAGCGUAUCAGCAGGCACGUACAUCGAGGCCACGGAGGAGAGAGUGAUGAAGAAGAUGAGGAGGAGGAUGUUUCUACUGAGUACAGACACCAGGCCCACAGGCGCCAAGGCCACGGGAAGGAAGAGGAUGAUGUCUUCGAUGAACAUCAACAUCACGUCCCCAGCCAUGGGCACCGAGGCCACGAAGAAGACGAAGAAGAUGAGGAUGAGGACGGUGAUGAUGUCUCCACUGAGUAUAGACACCAGGCCUACAGGCACCAAGACUAUGGCAAGGAAGAGGAUGAAGACGUCUCAGAUGAAGAUCACUAUCAUGUCCCUGGCCAUGGACACCAAGGCUACAGAAAAGAAGAAGAAGAUGAUGAUGAUGAUGAUGAUGUCUCCGCUGAGUAUGAACACCUGGCCCACGGGCACGGAGGCCACGGGAAGGAAGAGGAUGAUGUCUCCGAUGAACACCACCAUCAUGAACCCAGCCACGGACACCGAGGCGGGGAAGACAAGGAAGAUGAGGAUGAGGAUGAGGACGAGUCCACUGAACACUGGCACCAGGUUUCCAGACAUACUCACCAGAGCCUUGAAGAUGAGGAGGAGGGGAUCACAGUCAAGUUCAGCCACCAUGUGGCCAGCCAGCAGCCAGAAGGCCACAGGAGCAUUGAGGAGGAGUACUUCCCAGACGAAUAUAAAACAGCAGUCCCUGGCCAUCACCAUCACGAAGUCCCCAAGGAGGAAGAUGAGGACAGCUCUGCCAAGCCUGGCCACCAAGCUCCCAGCCAUAGACCACAAGGCCACAGGGAUGAGGGGGAUGGCCAAAGAGUGUCCAGCGAAGAGAUUAGCCACCAGCUCCCAGAAUCCACUGGGGGCAAGGAUAGAAGCCCUUUGGGGGAAGGAGACUCUGAGGAAGAAGAGGAGAAGGAAGGAGACCAUGGCUCCCAUGAGGAAGAGGGUGAAGGCUCAGAACAGGGAGAAGAAGGCACCCACCAUGGCAGCCUGGACCGGGAGGAUGAGGAAGAUGAGGAGGAAGGUCAUGGCCUCAGCCUGAGCCAGGAGGACGAGGAAGAAGAGGAUGAGAGGAAAGAAGAGAGGGCUGAGGUUCAGGUCCCACCAAGCCAAGGCCACCAGGAGGAGGAAGAUGAGGAGGAGGAAGGGCUGGGCGAAGACCAGAUCCCCUUCACCAUCAUCCCCAACCCACUGGCCAGGAGGGAGGUGGCUGGAGGUGGCUCCAGUGAGGAAGAGAGUGGUGAGGACACGGGUCCGCAGGAUGCCCAAGAGUACGGGAACUACCAGCCAGGGUCCCUGUGUGGCUACUGCUCCUUCUGCAAUCGGUGCACUGAGUGUGAGAACUGUCACUGUGACGAGGAGAACAUGGGAGAGCACUGUGACCAGUGCCAGCACUGCCAGUUCUGCUACCUCUGCCCACUGGUCUGCGAAACUGUCUGCACUCCAGGAAGCUACGUCGACUAUUUCUCCUCGUCCCUGUACCAAGCCCUGGCGGACAUGCUGGAAACUCCGGAACCCUGACCCGGACGCGCCGCUGCGGCGCGCACGUACCUCCCUGGCCCUCCAGCACCUUUCCACGAGUCAUAUUUAUUUCUCUGAAUAAACGUGCUCCCCGAAA